ACAUGAUCUGUCAAAUUACCGAAUCUAACGUCAUCCAAAAAGAAUUUUGUGAUUUUUUUUCAACACAAUCCAGUGAUUAAACUAAAUAUUUAGGAAAACCAAAGACAAUUUAAUUAGGAUGUAUUGUGGUGUUGAUAAUUAAUUUAUUGUAUAACGGUGUUAAGGUUAAAGUGGUCCAUAAUGUCGGAACAUCUCAGAGUUGGACAAAAAGUCAGACUAACCGGCAAAGAUGUGCAGGGAGUUGUCGCUUUUGUAGGUCCCACGAAUUUCGCAUCCGAUACUUGGAUAGGUUUAAAAUUGGACGAACCCAGAGGUAAAAACAACGGUACAGUUCAGGGUGUCGAAUAUUUUAAGUGCGAAGAGAAGCACGGCUUGUUCGUCAAACCCACCCAAGUCAUCCCCCUCGACGACCAUGGGAAACCCAUCAAGGAGUUUGCGGAGCCACGUACAAGACAUAGCAGCGUUGGUACAAAACCCAAACCCACUACAGUGCGUCGAAAGUCGUCGCCUCAAAAAAGACCCCCUUCUUUAUCUGCCUCAAGUUCACGGUUAUCUUUGGCCAGUAGUCGUCAAUCUUUGGCUGACAGUAGACAGUCGCUGUCGGGUAGUCGCCAAUCGCUUGCAGGCAGCCGUCAGUCGUUGGGAGGCAGUCGCAGCCAUCUGGCUUCACCUGUUGUCGAAAAACCGGAUACCGCAGAACAUGCGAGUCAAAUACCUAAACGCGCUUCGUUUAUUGAGACCGGAUUUGUCGAAACUCUGAAACCCCAGUUCACUCCAGGCCAAGUCAUUACAACAACACCCACACCCAUCACCUCCGUCGAGGAAAAAAUCAACAUGAUACAAUUACAACAAGAAAUGGAGAAUCGCAACCAACAAAUCCGCGACUUGAAUGAAAAAUUAGACACUUUAAAAAUCAAGCGACAAGAAGACAAAGAAAAAUUGAAGGAAUUUGAUAAAUUAAAAAUCCAACUAGAACAACUAAUCGAAUUCAAAUCAAAGAUAAUGGAAGUGCAAGCCAGCUUACAAAGAGAAUUGCAAAGAGCAAAACAAGAGGCCAAAGAUGCAGUCGAAGCCAAAGAAACGCACGCCGACGAAGUCGCCGACUUGGCCGAAGCAGUGGAGAUGGCGACCCUUGACAAAGAAAUGGCAGAAGAAAAAGCAGAAACACUACAGUUGGAGUUAGAAGUGUGCAGAGAAAAACUGGAGGAAGUGACUCUCGAUUUGAGGAUUCUCAAAACUGAAAUGCAGGAGAGAUCUGGAGGGACUUCUGGCGGCGGCGAGGAAAUGUCAACGUUCGAGGUGAAACAGCUGCAGCAGCAGAAUGCUAGAUUGAGGGAAACCUUGGUCAGGUUGAGGGAUUUAUCCGCGCACGAUAAGCACGAAUAUCAGAAAUUGUUGAAGGAUAUAGAUCAGAAGAAAUCGGAAAUUGUUGAACUGGGGAAAACGAAGGAGAAGUUGAGUGCUAGGGUUGAAGAGAUGGAGCAGCAAGUUGCGGAUCUGCAAGAGCAAGUGGACGCUGCUAUGGGCGCAGAGGAAAUGGUAGUCAUCCUCGGCGAGCAAAAGCUCACCCUCGAAGAAAAAGUCGCCCAAUUACGCGAAGAAGUGUCCGAUUUGGAAGCCCUGCAAGACAUGAACGACCAACUUGUCGAAAGCAACGCCGAACUCGAAGCGGAACUCCGCGAGGACCUAGAUAUGGCUCGAGCCGCAGUGAAACAAGCGAUGCGUGAUCGAGACGCCGCACUUGAAACUAUAGCCGACCGUGAAGCCACCCUUGGUAAAUUCCGGGAGCUGGUUCAGAAGCUGCAAGAACAGUCGCUACAGUUACAAAGUAAGCUCGAAACCGAGACGAACAAGCCGGUUUCGGCCUUACCUGAAAUCGUUGAUUUUACUAAGAUGUUUAACGAGACCAAGGCGCACACUAAGGCUAUAGAUUUGGAGUUGCGACGGGUGGAUAUUCAACAGUUGCAGGGUCAUAUUCGAUAUUUGACGGCUUAUAUGCCGGAUUCGUUUAUGAAUAGGGGAGGCGAUCAUGAUGCGGUGUUGGUUUUGUUGUUAAUACCGAGGAUGAUUCAUAAGAGUGAGAUACUGUUAGGGCAGAUUAAGGAGAAGUUUGCUCCUAUUGAGAAGAUUGAUAGGGCGGCUAUUUUGAAGGGGCAUAAAGUUGAACAGUUCUCUUUCAGGUGCAGGGCGUCGUUCUACAUUUAUGCUUUACAGUCGAUUUUGCACCAAUACCACUACGCUCUAAAUGCGUGCAAAACCGAAGCACUUCUCAAAGUGGGUGCAACCUUCCCAGAGAUGGCAGCACACGAGAAAAUCAUCGACGGUUUCGUCGAACUGGUCAAACGUGACCAACUAGACGAAAACGUGCCAACAGAAGCACUCGAAAAAUGUGUUAGUUACUACAACACUCUAUUUCCUGUGCUUCUAGGGCCCGAGAAUCGUCUCAAUCACACACAGCUGCUUGUUGACAACGUCAAAAGCUUACUCUGUGCAUGUGAUGGUUUUAAUAACGACUCCAUGGUCAUUAGGAAUCUUAUCGAAACUAGUAAUGUUGGCGACAUUGGAUUGUUGGCCCAACACCUAAUUACAACAAGUGAACAUCUACAGCAACAACUGAAAUUGAUCAAACGUCGCAUUCCACCAGAUACCCGUGUAGCGAAUAUCGGUCUUAGUAAGGAAGUAUUUGAUAAUUUAUACCAGUGUUACCAACAAUCGGGGCGCAUAUUUAGAACGUUGCAAGAUAUAGUCAAGAAUGCUGUGCAGAUCAUGACUUCGAGUGGAGAGUUUGAAAAAGGGCUGCCACAAGAUAAAAUUAAAGAAAUUGCUCUCAAUGCUAGCGAUAAAGUGUAUGAACAGGAUGAUUUAGGUCCUGUUCAAAGUGUUAAAAAUUCCUUGAGUUUUAUUGUAACGCAAGUCACCCAAAUCGCACAGUUCCUGCAAGAUAAUGAGUAUGAAAUAGCUACUGCUAGCAAAAAAGAGGAGAAGAGUAUUCCUCCAAUCCAAGUAAGAGCAGACACCGUAAAAAAAGAACUCGAACAAACAAAAACCUUAACAAGCAAACUAGAGAACAAAGAAUCCGAUAUAAAAGAAUUACGUAAAGCUCUCAAAGAAAAACAAGAACAGCUAUCCGAAAUGACCAUCCGCAAAGAACUCGCAGAGAAAAAACUCGGGAACGUCAAUAAAGACUACGAAUUAACAAUCGAAAAACUGCAAAGAAAACUCGAAGAAGCCCACAACAACUUCAAAAAGAAAGAAAAAGAAUUCGAGGAAACUCUCGAUCACUUACAGACCGACAUAGACUCCCUCGAAAACGAAAAAGGCGAAAUGAAAGAAAAACUAAAACUGCUGUCAAAGAAAACACAGAUGGAGUUAUCAAUGUCGAAGAGUACUUCCGGUUCGCAAUUAUCUUCACUACAAUCCUCGAUUGGGCCGAGUUUGCCUGCCGUCGUCAGAGACUCGCCGCUUCUUCUGCAAGAAAUCGAUAAUCUUCGUAAACUCUUCCACCAGGAGAGAAACGAACGAAUUAAACUGGAAACUGAUAAGUUGAAGAAGGAGUUAGAUAGCUUGUCUCCGCUACCUUCAUUUAGAACAACGCCAGAUGAAAUUUUGGAUAAGUUGUUCAAAGAGGGCGCUGCUUUGAAACAGGAGAUUCUGAUGAGUUUGGCCAAACCGAAUUUCCCGCAAAUUUAUAAGGUUAAAGCGGGAAAUGGUCCUGCGGCUUGGCAGAAACAUUUCGCCGAAGAGAGAGAUAAAAUGCUGGAUCUUGGACGAAGGGCCAAGGAUUUCCAGAGUAAAGUGGCCAAUGAGAUUGUUCGGAGGAAAUUGGGCGGGAAAGUAGAGGCGGACUUCACCGUUUUCCCGACCAUAGAAAUGGUGAAGGCGUUGGGUGAAAGUAAGCCAGUGAAUGUCGGCUUUGUGAAAAUUCCGAAGGGCUGUUUGCCGGGAAAUGAAAAACCUGGAAUCGUGAAUCUGGAAUUGGAUUUCCAAAACUUACAGAAAGUCUUACAAUCGCUAUCCUGUUAAUUUAUUUAUGGUGCUUUAACUAUACUUAACUAAUUUAUUGUUUUAAUAUUUUUUAUGAUUAAGGUAAUAAAACUGAGUUAGAGUAAA
Zophobas morio is the source of this 4110-nucleotide messenger RNA. RefSeq names its product dynactin subunit 1 (gene DCTN1-p150). Gene Ontology annotation, molecular function: microtubule plus-end binding. The record is from RefSeq and is a predicted model, not a curated record. Gene Ontology annotation, biological process: establishment of mitotic spindle orientation; nuclear migration; cytoplasmic microtubule organization. Gene Ontology annotation, cellular component: microtubule plus-end; nucleus; axon. The transcript has 13 exons. Lineage: Eukaryota; Metazoa; Arthropoda; Insecta; Coleoptera; Tenebrionidae. Bases 181 to 4023 code for a protein of 1280 amino acids.